CUCUUCUGCAUUGCCGCGGACAAGGUGCUCGCAGCCAACCCAGCGCUGCCUGGCAGUGAGAAGGAGACGGAGACACACACACGCGCACACACACACACACACAGACUCCCUCUCUCUCUCGCACACACGCACAGUCGCGUCGCGGCGACCGGCCGGCGAGGGGGUCUAUGCGGCUGCCCGGCGCGGAUCUCCAGAGCGGGCUGUCGGAUCGAGCCCCCGCUCCCGCAGGCUCCCCGCCCCCCUCCUCCGCCCCCCAGAUCGCUCCCCCUCGGAGCCCCGGCGGCGGGCCCGUCCGGCCAUGAGCGUCAGAUGGAGCGUGCUGGGAGCCCGAGGCGGGCUGGGGUCCUGAGCGCCUACCGGGUGCCCUGAGUUGUUGCAGCAGCAGCAGCGCCGAGCAGACUCCAGCGGGGCCCCUCUCCCCUGCCCCGGCCGGGUCCCGUCCCGUCCUCGCCGCGAUCCUCUGCCCUGCCGAGGGAUGGCUUUAUGGCAGCAGCUCGGAGCCGGUGCCCGCGUGGGCACGGGGCUGUGGCAUGUCCUGCUGGCUGGCACCAUCCUCACUAGCCACAUUCAGCCCAACGGUGCCCAACAAAGUGCCACAGUGCCCAUCCCUGUGCCAGGCUCCACUUCAGACCUGCUCCCUCACUUCCUGCUGGAACCUGAUGAUGUUUACAUUGUCAAGAACAAACCAGUGACACUGGCUUGCAAGGCCACACCUGCUACCCAGAUCUACUUCAAGUGCAAUGGCGAGUGGGUGCACCAGGGUGAUCAUAUCAUACAACGAAGCAUGGAGAAAAGCACAGGUUUACCCCUCAUGGAGGUGCGGAUCGACAUCUCACGGCAGCAGGUGGAGAAGAUCUUUGGUCUGGAGGAGUACUGGUGCCAGUGUGUUGCCUGGAGUUCUUCUGGCACCACCAAGAGCCAGAAGGCCUAUGUGCGCAUUGCUUAUCUGCGAAAGAACUUUGAACAAGAGCCAGUAGCCAAAGAGGUUUCUAUUGAGCAGGGGAUUGUGCUGCCGUGUCGACCUCCAGAGGGGAUCCCACCAGCUGAAGUUGAGUGGCUGCGCAAUGAAGAGCUCCUGGACCCCACACUGGACCCGAAUUUCUACAUCACCCUGGAACAUAGCCUGGUGGUGAAGCAGGCCCGCCUAGCAGACACAGGCAACUAUACCUGUGUGGCCAAGAAUAUUGUGGCCCGGCGUCGCAGUUCACCUGCUGCUAUUACUGUCUACGUGAAUGGUGGCUGGUCGACGUGGACGGACUGGUCAGCCUGCAGUACCAGCUGUGGACGGGGCUGGCAGAAGCGGAGCCGGAGCUGCACCAACCCAACGCCACUCAACGGGGGGUCCUUCUGUGAGGGCCAGAAUGUGCAGAAAAGUUCCUGCGCCACCCUGUGCCCAGUGCCUGGGGGUUGGUCAGCCUGGAGCCUGUGGUCGGAGUGCGGCGCAGACUGUACACAUUGGCGAAGCCGUGAGUGCUCUGAUCCAGCGCCCCGGAAUGGCGGGGAAGAGUGCCAGGGGCCUGAGCUGGAGACCCGCAAUUGUACCAGUGAGCUGUGUACUCAUGGAGCUGGUGGCUCUGAGGAUGUGGCUUUAUAUGUGGGCCUGAUUGCUGUGGCUGUCUGCCUGGUGCUGCUGCUCCUGGUGGUGACACUUGUCUAUUGUCGCAAGAAGGAAGGCCUGGAUUCUGACGUUGCUGAUUCUUCUAUUCUCACUGCUGGCUUCCAGCCGGUCAGCAUCAAGCCCACCAAAGCAGAUAACUCCCACUUACUCACUAUCCAGCCUGACUUGAGUACCACCACCAUGACCUACCAGGGCUCUCUGUGUCCACGUCAAGACGGACCCAGCAAGUUCCAGCUUGGCAAUGGGCACCUUCUGAGCCCAUUAGGUAGUGGACGUCACACCUUGCACCACAGCUCACCCAGUGCUGAUCCAGUGGACUUUGUCUCACGAUUCUCUACCCAAAGUUUCUUCCGCUCCCUGCCUAGGGGUGGUGCCAACAUGGCAUAUGGAACUUUCAACUUCCUGGGUGGACGCCUAAUGAUACCUAACACAGGUGUCAGCCUGCUCAUCCCACCUGAUGCCAUCCCACGAGGGAAGAUCUAUGAAAUCUACCUGACACUGCACAAGCAGGAGGAUGUGAGGUUGCCCCUGGCUGGCUGCCAGACCCUGCUGAGCCCCAUUGUCAGCUGUGGCCCUCCUGGGGUGCUGCUCACCAGACCUGUCAUCUUAGCCAUGGAUCACUGUGUGGAGCCAAACCCUGAAACCUGGAGCCUGCGCCUCAAGAAGCAGUCCUGUGAGGGCACAUGGGAGGAUGUGUUGCACCUGGGUGAGCCAGUACCCUCAGAAUUCUACCACUGCCAGCUGGAACCUCAGGCUUGCUUCAUCUUCACAGAACAACUAGGCCGCUUCGCCUUGGUGGGCGAAUCCCUCAGCAUGGCUGCCUCAAAACGCCUCAAACUGGUCCUCUUCGCACCCACUACUUGUAGUGGGCUGGAAUACGAUGUUCGUGUGUAUUGCCUCAGUGAUACCCGUGAUGCACUCAAGGAAGUGGUACAAAUAGAGAAGCAGAUGGGAGGACAGCUGAUUGGUGCACCGCGGAUCCUGCACUUCAAGGACAGUUACCACAAUUUGCGCCUCUCUAUCCAUGAUGUGCCCAGCUCACUGUGGAAGAGCAAGCUUCUUGUCAGCUAUCAGGAGAUUCCCUUCUACCACCUUUGGAGUGGGCUGCAGCCCUAUCUGCACUGCACCUUCACACUGGAGCGACUCAGCACCAGCACUUGCCAGCUGGCUUGCAAAAUCUGGAUCUGGCAGGUUGAGGGCGAUGGGCAGAGCUUCAAUAUUGACUUCAACAUCGCAAAGGAUGCACGGUUCUCAGACUGGCUGCCCCCAGAUCAUGAGGCUGGCUCCCCUGCCCUGGUGGGCCCCAGUGCCUUCAAGAUCCCCUUCCUCAUCCGCCAGAAGAUCAUCAGCAGCCUGGAUGCACCAGGAGUCCGUGGAGCUGACUGGAGAGCGUUAGCUCAAAAGCUGCACCUUGACAGCCAUCUAAGCUUCUUUGCUUCAAAACCCAGUCCUACAGCCAUGAUCUUGAACUUAUGGGAGUCCUGUCACUUUCCCAAUGGGAACCUCAACCAGUUGGCUGCUGCUGUGGCUGAGGUGGGCAAGCAGGACAGCUCCCUCUUUAUGGUUUCAGAGGCCGAGUGCUAAGGCACUCAGGGGGGACAGUACAGGCCUGAGCUGGGAGAUGACAGGGGGCAUCUCCAUUUGAGAGGGCAGUGCUCCUGCUUAGAACAUGCCUGUGCACCCCUGUCUGCGGCAUCCUGGCCUCAUGCCCUCUAUUCCUUGUGCCAAAUACAGCCAGAAGGCAAGCACACUGGCUCAAUCUCCAGCAGUCAUGGCAAAUGCUACUGAAUGCUUACCCUGCUGCUACUGAGAAAGUUUUGGGACUGGCUGAGGGAGGCCUGUCCCUACUGCCUGAAUAGGCUCACAAUGGAUUCUGAUGGGUGAGCAUCUGGACCUCGUCAUGUGCUCAGAUCUAUCUUUUUUCUUAGUGUGUGUGUGUGGGGGGGGGGAGGCCAGGGAAAACAGCUGGCCUACCAUGACCAGGAGAAAAAAGGUAAGCUUGCUUCUGAAGCUGACAUAUCUGUACCCUUCCCACUACUGCCACCCAGGACAUCCCGUGCUACAACACAGGAGGGGGGUGUGUGUGGGCCAGGACACUUCCAGAGCCAUCUCUAUAUACUUUUAUUCCAGCCCAAGAAAUACUCAAGACUCAGCCAUAGAGGGCAGCCCGGGGGAGGGGGGUAGUGGUCUGCAAAUACUGGGAGCCCCAAGAGGACAAGGGAGGGACAGGAAAUGCAGCAGAGGGGACAGCCCAGGAACAAGGCAGAACUGUACUGGGCAACUGGGUCUGUGCCUCCUUAACCCUUGCCCAAUGUAUAUGCAAAGGGAAUUGUGCGUGUGCGUGGCAGUCCAAUCUGUGCAGUGAACGUGUGCUGAACCAGGCAGGUCCAUGCUGUAUUGUGUAAAGAUCGUUUUUUAUUCUGUAUUCAAGUGCAUUCAAGUAUUUACACUUGGCCUUAUGUACAUAUAAGCGUCCCGCACAGGGUUUUAGCGGGCAUGAAUGUAAAUAAAUUAUAUAUAUAUUGCUA
Sphaerodactylus townsendi is the source of this 4146-nucleotide messenger RNA. It is a transcript of the gene UNC5A, whose product is annotated as unc-5 netrin receptor A. The transcript is spliced from 16 exons. The record is from RefSeq and is a predicted model, not a curated record. Gene Ontology annotation, molecular function: protein binding; netrin receptor activity. Gene Ontology annotation, cellular component: membrane. Lineage: Eukaryota; Metazoa; Chordata; Lepidosauria; Squamata; Sphaerodactylidae. Gene Ontology annotation, biological process: anterior/posterior axon guidance; netrin-activated signaling pathway. The coding region runs from base 476 to 3202 and encodes 908 amino acids.